This is a messenger RNA of Cuscuta europaea, 2043 nucleotides long. The record is from the annotation of a GenBank genome assembly. NCBI's taxonomy places the organism in Eukaryota, Viridiplantae, Streptophyta, Magnoliopsida, Solanales, Convolvulaceae.
CAAAAUCUGCAUGUUUAUCCGCGGGCUUAUACAAGAAGCAAAAUCCUUCCGGACAAGUCCUGUUCUGGUCUUCUGGAUUUGGAUCGCCCGGAUGCCAGGUCCGGUCCGACUUGUUGACUAAACACCUUAUACCUGCCCAGCCUCGAAACCUAAUCCACCCCACCGGUCCGCUGGAGUUCUGGCUAUCACCCUCUCCGGAGAAUCCAAAUCUUACAGUCGUUUCUUCUCCACCGGCAUACCCUUUUGCUGGUUCGCUUCAUUGAAGUUCGAGUUUUUGUGGUUAAACUGAAUUUCCAGUCCGAACACAAUGAGUGGCAGGGGUGGGAGGGAUCGUCCUCAAAGGGACUAUUCCCCUAGAGACUAUCCUCCAAGAUCAGAGGACAGAAUCCAUCAUAAAAGGAGCAACCCUCCUUCAAGACAUCUUUGGAUUGGAAACCUCUCUCAAAGUUUAAGUGAAGCUUCUUUCACUAAUCAUCUUUUGCGUUUUGGGGAGCUUGAAAGUGUUGCAUUUCAACCAGGCCGCAGCUAUGCUUUUGUUAAUUACAAACACGAGAGUGGGGCCUUUGCUGCUAUGAGACAACUCCAAGGUUCUGUUGUUGCUGGAAACGCAGUUAGAAUUGAGUUUGCAAAGGCGGAUAAGUCAUCACCACUAAAUCGAGAUGAGGAAUAUUUGCUACAUCGAGAUGAACGCCCCUCUGUUAGGGGAUCCCCACCAUGGCAUAGGGAAUCUAGGACACGCUACUCCAGUCCUGACCUGCCGUCAUAUAUAGACAAACCGAAGGCAGUGGAUCGAAAUUCAGAACCAAGUCCAGUCUUAUGGAUAGGGUUUCCUGCUCAGCUGAAAGUGGAUGAGUUUGUUCUAAGGAAGGCGUUUUCACCAUUCGGAGAAAUAGACAGGAUUACUGCUUUUCCUGGCCGUACUUAUGCCUUUGUGCGCUUCAAAAAUGUGAUAGCAGCUUCCCGAGCAAGAGAAACUCUUCAGGGGAAACUAUUUGGAAACCCUCGCGUUAAUAUAUGUUUUGCCAACAGUGAGUCCGGGAACUUCAACCGGGACAGAAACUCUGCAAUGGAUUCUCCAUCUCCUCAUUUUAGUCAACUUGGGAACUUCCGACAGGAAAGAAACUUCGGUAAUAAUGCUGCUGGAGAUCGUGACCUGAGGUCCCCUCAUUUUUUCCCAGACUUGGAGCAGCCUCGUGAUCCUAUGGUGGGGGGUCGAAAGGGAAACUUCUGGGAUGUUGAGGAUGGCCCGUUUGAACGAGUUGGGCCACCUGGACGUGGAUAUGAUCCUCGAAGUCCUCCAUCUAGAAAAAGGCAUCAAGAUUUCCGUAGUUUUUCUCCGCAAUUCCGUCACAGAGAUCGGAUGUUUGAUGACGAUGACCAAUGGGAUUUGCCAGAGGAUACAUCACUCUUUCGUGAAGCAAAGAAGCUGAGGGGAAACUCCUAUGAUCCUGAUAAUGAGCUUCCAGAGUAUCCUUUGUCUGAUUCAGCACCGUCCAAGCAGAGGACCUACCACCAUGGUUAUCCACAACAUGAUAAAUCUUAUGACUCUAGGCCUUUUGUUGAGUACAGAAAAAAUCCAGAAGGCCCAGGCGCAUCGAACAACCCCUCUUAUGGCAGUGAGCAUGAUAGGUGGGGUGAAGGUUUUCAGAUGGGUUCUCGUCCUUUGGCAACCAAUCCUGAACGUAAUAGAUCAGCUGCAGCAGAAUCACGCCCGUCACCUGUGAAUAACAAAAACAACAAUAAAGAGUGGAAAUGGGAAGGCACUAUAGCUAAGGGAGGGAGUCCUGUCUGUCAAGCUCGUUGCUUUCCAGUUGGACCACCUCUAGACAUGAAUUUGCCUGAAUAUUUAAAUUGCACGGCAAGGACUAGUUUGGAAAUGCUUUCAAAGCAUUACUACCAGGCUGCUCGCUCAUGGGUUGUCUUCUUUGCCCCGGCAAAUGACCCUGAUAUUGCAUUUUACAAUGAAUUCAUGAAUUACCUCGGAGACAAACAACGGGCUGCCGUUGCUAAAUUGGAUGACUCUACAACCUUGUUUCUUGUCCC